GCGGCCGGCGGGGGGAGCGGGAUGGGCUGCGCGCCCAGCAUCCACGUCUCGCAGAGCGGCGUGAUCUACUGCCGGGACUCGGACGAGUCCACCUCCCCCCACCAGACCGCCGCCCUCUCGCAGGGCACCGCCGCCACCCUGCACGGCCUCUUCGUCAGGACCGACGCGGCCGACUCCAUCCCCUCGGUGCUCGCCUACCAGAGCCGCCCGCCGCCGCCCGGCCCCGGCCCCGGCCCCGGCCCGCGCCGCCAGCAGCGCAGGGAGCCCGCCACCCCCGCGGCCGCCGGCCGGGCUGGGGCGCGCCGCUGCUGCAGCAGCACCGAGGCGGAGACCCAGACCAGCCACGCCAGUGUCAAGCAGGCUUCGACUACAGAGGUGCAAAUUGGGCCCAUGAGACUGACACAAGACCCGGUUCAGGUUUUGCUGAUCUUUGCAAAAGAAGACAACCAAAGUGAUGGGUUCUGGUGGGCUUGUGAUAGAGCUGGAUACAGGUGCAAUUUUGCCAGAACACCAGAGUCAGCGCUUGAAUGCUUUCUUGAUAAGCACCAUGAAAUAAUUGUCAUAGAUCACAGGCACUCCAGACACUUUGAUGCAGAAGUGAUCUGCAGGUCAAUCCGUGCUACAAAGCCAUCAGAACACACUGUGAUACUUGCUGUUGUUCCCCGCAUAUCUGCUGACCAAGAAGAGACCUCUGUUCUUCCCCUUCUCCAUGCAGGCUUUGAUAGGAGAUUUAUGGAGAAUAGCAACAUAAUUGCCUGUUACAAUGAAUUGAUUCAAAUAGAACAUGGGGAGGUGCGGUCACAGUUCAAACUACGGGCUUGUAAUUCAGUGUUUACAGCUCUAGACCAUUGUCAUGAAGCUAUAGAGAUAACUAGUGAAGAACAUGUUAUUCAGUAUGUUAAUCCAGCCUUUGAACGGAUGAUGGGCUAUCACAAAGGAGAGCUUAUGGGAAAGGAGCUUACUGAGCUACCAAAAAGUGAUAAAAACCGUGCAGACCUUUUAGACACUAUCAAUAUGCGUAUCAAAAAAGGAAAGGAAUGGCAAGGGGUUUACUAUGCAAGAAGAAAAUCAGGAGACAGUAUCCAACAACAUGUGAGGAUAAUACCGGUGAUUGGUCAGGGAGGGAAAAUUAGACAUUUUGUGUCCAUCAAGAAGCUGUGCUGUACCAAUGAAAACAAUAAACAGCUCUACAAGAUUCAUCGUGAUGAGAAGUAUGCAGGAGACAAUUCACAGGCAGAAUCCCACUCCUUCAGAUGCAAGAACAGGAGGAAAGAAUCAAUUGAUGUCAAAUCAAUAACCUCUCGAAGCAGCGAUGCGCCAAGCUUACAGAAUCGUCGGUAUUCAUCAAUGGCAAGAAUCCACUCAAUGACAAUAGAAGCACCCAUCACAAAGGUUAUUAACAUCAUCAAUACUGCCCAGGAGAACAGCCCUGUCACGGUAGCAGAGGCUUUGGACAGAGUUUUGGAAAUUUUACGGACAACAGAACUUUACUCCCCUCAGCUAGGUACCAAAGAUGAAGAUCCUCACACAAGUAAUCUUGUUGGAGGUCUGAUGACUGAUGGCUUGAGAAGACUGUCAGGAAAUGAGUAUGUAUUUUCUAAGAACAUGAACCAAAGCCAUAGUCACCUUUCAGUGCCAAUUACCGUCAACGAUGUACCACCUUGUAUUGCACAGUUACUUGAUAAUGAAGAAAGCUGGGACUUUAAUAUUUUUGAAUUGGAGGCUGUUACAAAUAAAAGGCCAUUAGUUUAUUUGGGUUUAAAAGUUUUUGCCCGGUUUGGGGUCUGUGAAUUUUUAAACUGUUCAGAAGCAACACUACGAGCCUGGUUCCAAGUGAUUGAAGCCAACUACCACUCCACCAACUCGUACCACAACUCCACACAUGCAGCAGAUGUUUUACACGCUACUGCGUUCUUUCUUGGAAAGGAGAGAGUUAAGGGAAACCUUGACCAUUUAGAUGAGGUGGCUGCAUUAAUAGCUGCCACAGUUCAUGACGUGGAUCACCCAGGACGGACCAACUCUUUCCUGUGCAAUGCAGGAAGUGAAUUAGCUGUACUUUAUAAUGAUACUGCUGUAUUGGAAAGCCACCAUACAGCAUUGGCAUUCCAGCUCACAGCUAAAGACAACAAAUGCAACAUUUUCAAGAAUAUUGACAGGAACCAUUAUCGGACAUUGCGCCAGGCUAUUAUUGACAUGGUUUUGGCAACAGAGAUGACAAAGCACUUUGAGCAUGUGAACAAAUUUGUGAACAGCAUCAACAAGCCGAUGGCAUCUGAGGAAAGCAACUCAAAUUACAACAGAAGCAGGAAGCCUGCCAAACAAUCAGUGGGGCCACUGGACAAUCGAGCAUUCAAGGAAGACAAAGCCAUUGCAGAGAAGCUAAAUGAAGUCGUUGCAUCAGUCUAUGCUGCAGAGGAUAGUGAGGGCAGUGACUGUGAAUGUGCACCCAACGUAAAGAAUUUUCCAGAGAACCAGACACUGAUCAAGCGCAUGAUGAUAAAAUGUGCAGAUGUAGCAAAUCCUUGUCGCCCUUUAGAACUGUGUAUUGAAUGGGCUGGGAGGAUUUCAGAGGAAUAUUUUGCACAGACAGAUGAAGAGAAAAGACAGGGUCUACCAGUUGUAAUGCCAGUAUUUGAUCGAAAGACCUGUAGCAUCCCCAAGUCUCAGAUAUCCUUCAUCGAUUAUUUUAUAACAGACAUGUUUGAUGCCUGGGAUGCAUUUGCACAUCUACCUGAUUUGAUGCAACACUUGGCUGUUAACUACAAACACUGGAAAACAUUAGAUGAGUUAAAAUGCAAGAGUCUCAGGCUUUCAGCAGAAAACAACAACUGAAGCAAAGAGAAGAAAACAGGACCUCUUGAUCUACCAGUCACACUGUGAAUCAUUUACUAAAUUAGAUACAAGAGGCAUUGUGUCUCCUUUCAUAUGAACUUAAAAACUCUGCAGCAAGGAGAAAAUAUUUUACUCCUCACUUUUAAAAUGCUCUAAAUUCAACAAAAUUGUUUUUCAUCAAGGUAUGUAACUGGAGAUGAAUAAAUGGUCUUUGGAACUAUCCUUUCAUGGCAGAACAGGUAUUUCUAAAGCUAAUUUGUAAUGUUUGUUUUAGUGCGUUUGUCAAAUCUUGUAACUGGUGCAAUUUUAUUUAGUGACUUAAAUAUACUAUUUACAAAUGGUUCUCCAACAAAAGUGUAAUCUAUUCACCUGUGAAAUGCAAAUAAGUUAAUCAAACACAAAAUAGAGUAAAAACCACCAUAAUUUGGCAUAAAUUUGCCCCCAUUAUGUAAGUUUUCCUCACAAGGAAAACCUUUUAAGAACUUUAUUUCUAAAGAGAAGCUCUAGAGUAGAACAAGUGAGGCUUCAUCAAUAGUUGCAAAACCUACUGCUUUCAGAGGAACACUGCCUAGACUGCCUACAACUUAAACCAUUUGUUAUUAAUCAAAGAUUGAAUAUAAUUUUACCUCUGUCACAUUGCACAGAUCAAUCUGUUUCUCUCCUUUCCCAUAUAAACUCUUGAUUGUUAUAAUUAAAUCAGUCUAAUUUAAUUACAUUUGUUAUAGAGAGGGGAUUUAUCAUGGUUCAUAUAAUUGGUGCGAUUCACUCUUUUCUCUGCCAUCAUACAGAGGUUACCAGGAGACAUUUUGUCAUAUUUUACAUGUAAGCCAAUACAGUGUGGGAUUGAUCAACAAACUUUUUUUAAUAAAAUGUUGUUUGUACACAUGGUCACUAAGAUUUUAUUAAAUCUAAAUUUUAUGGACACAAGGCCAUAUGUUGUGGGGUGUGUGUGUGUGUGUGUGUGUGUAUAUACACACACACACACACACACAUUAUAUAUAUGAGUAUGGACCUGUAGCUUUUUAAGAGUUUUCAGGUUAUAAAUUAUAACAGCAUUAUAACUUAUGCUUUUUUCCCCUCUAAUCCCUCUAAUAGAAUAUGCUGUUUUAUUAGAUGAUGUAAAAAGUAUUUCAAAAGCUGUAAAUAAGUUAGAAACUGAACAUAGUAUUUUCAUUAGUUUUAAAAUAUGAAAUUUAUGGUAACGCUUCCAAAGCACAAAUGCAUAUUUUUAUACACCUCAUUUUAAUCAUGACUUUGUGCAAACCCUGAGUUCAGAUUUUAGACUUUGUUUAAUACUAGCAAAACAGCUAACAGCAAUUACUGAUUUUUAACACUGUGCACUCCAAGCUGCAGUCAAGAGUUGCGAGCUGUGACUUCGUAGAAAGAGGUAACGCAUUGCUCAGAGAAAAUAAAGGACUUGGGACAAGCUCUAUACCUCUGUUUUGUGCUGUAUCAAGUAGUAAACCAGGUAAAAAGAAAACAGAUAUACUGCUGUGGAGGAAAAAUGACAAUGAUUGUAGUUUACUGCAGGAAGCUUACAUAAUGUGCCAACAUUUUUUCUAUGUUUUGUACCAAGUUAUGUAAACAAAUGGAAACCGUACAAUUUCCGUGCAGAGAAAUGUAUAUAAGCUAUAUUUUUGUUAAAAUUGUAAUCGAACCUUAUUUUUGUCAUAGCUGAGGCAGUUUGCUGUGUAUUAUAAUGCUGCAUUGUGUAUAUUUGACGAAUGGUGUUUUUGGUGAACUGUCUAUAUUCAUUGUUCCCAUAAUGUACCACUACACGAAGUUUCAGCUCUGAUUAUAUUUCUUUCCAAUGGAUUUUUAUUCAAAUAAGUUGACUUCUAUGUUUUAUACUGUAAAAUGUUUGUUCUUCUCAUUCUUUCAUUUACGAGCAAGUGUUCUGGUUAUAUCUUGAACCAAUUAUAUGCUGACAGACUUGACUCUCGUUGCAGUUUCUGUUGGAAAGAUCUCCUAGGAAACUUCAGAGUGUUGUCACUUGAACUCAGUUUGUUAAAUACAAUAUCAGUUUUCUGACUAUAAAUGCUGUGUAUAAAGAUUUACUUCAGCUUCCUAUUGUCAAAUUUUAUACCAACUUCAAACUCUUUCAGUACUGCAGGAGAUGUUAACUGUUGAAGAAAUAAAGCUCAUCCACAGUUCUGUUCA
Caretta caretta (loggerhead turtle) is the source of this 4992-nucleotide messenger RNA. RefSeq names its product phosphodiesterase 8B (gene PDE8B). NCBI's taxonomy places the organism in Eukaryota, Metazoa, Chordata, Testudines, Cheloniidae. The record is from RefSeq and is a predicted model, not a curated record. Gene Ontology annotation, molecular function: 3',5'-cyclic-nucleotide phosphodiesterase activity. Gene Ontology annotation, biological process: signal transduction.